This is a messenger RNA of Rotaria socialis, 1776 nucleotides long. The record is from the annotation of a GenBank genome assembly. NCBI's taxonomy places the organism in Eukaryota, Metazoa, Rotifera, Eurotatoria, Philodinida, Philodinidae.
AUGCAUUUGUUUUCUUCAGCAAUUUUAAUAGUUUCAAUCACGGUGAUCGGCCUAGUUUACGGUCAUUUAACACGGUCAUCGUUGGCUGAGAAUGUUUUCUUGCCGAAGGAAAGUUCAAGCGAUCCAUAUGAGAAUCGUUAUGUACAAACAAUAUUUCGAAUGAAUAAAAAGGAGCUGAUGCAAAUACCGAAACUUGACGAUGAGGUAUUUUUAUUCAAUCUAGAGCGAAAUAUCGAUGACAUGACGAGCUUGGUUGUAAUUAAAGAUGUAUCGAUGAUAUUCGAUGAUAAACUCGACGAACAGCUAUUAUCACAGCGUGACAUUGAAGAGAAAUGGGAAGAUCUAGUUGUAGCGGGUCCGAUUACUGUGAAUUACAUCAGUAAUCUUAUGCUAGUAGCCAGUAGAAGAGAUUUUGCUUUAGUGCGACCGACACCCGAUUAUGUUUAUACUCACAUGAAAUAUCCGAAUUCCUUUCGCGCCACUUUGGUUCAGGUUGCAAACGAAAUGUACGCGGCAUUUCUCGGUGCACAUACCAAUAUGGAUCGUAUUCAGACGAAUAUGCAGCAGAUACCGAAUCAUCUCAAGACCGCUCUCAAACUACUCACAUCUGCUUCACCUCGUCUUAUUAAAGCGUUACUUCCGCUAACAUUGAGUAGUAUUGAACGGAUUGCCAGUCAAUCGGUUGAAUCAGCUAAUUCAACAUUUCAAAGCUACACGAAACUUUCAGGAUUGCUAGGUGAAAUAACAGCAGUUACUAAAUACACUCAGAAUUCGACCGAACUCGUACUUGGGACAAUAAACGAUACCUGGAAUAACUCAACUAAAGAACAAGAAUUAUUAAAUUCUCAACUCGAAUGGAUACGUCAAGAAUUUGAAACCGCACGAGAAGCUCUACAGAAAGCUCAAAAAGAAUAUCACGACGCGUAUCAUGCUAUUCCGGGACGACGAAAGCGUUUUCUGGGAAGCGUCGGAAAUUUCUUCGGUGGAAUAUUUAGCAGUGUGGUAAAUGUUAUUGGUGGAGCAUUGAAUACUGUUGGAUGCAUUUUUGCUUCAUGUAGUGGCAAGCCCAAUAACUUGGCAUUCGAAAAUGCAAAAGCGAAAGCAGAAUUGGCAUAUAAACAUUUGCAAGAAGCACAAGCCAUAUACGAUACAUGGUAUGCGAAAAUGUUGGAGAAGCAGAACACACUGACUGCUACUAUCAUACAAUUAUCUCAAUUGGACAUGGAUAAAGUCGAUCAUCAGACCAUUAUUGAUAUUCUUGUCAAAGCAGCCAAAGAAAUCGGUCAUAUACAAGAACAAUGGAAUCAUAUGAUUCGAUUUUUUUCAAAAAUCUCCAUUCAAGCCGAACAGACACAAGAGACAAUUCUAUUUGAAUUCGUUGCCGUUAUUGAGGCAACCGAAAUGAUAAGCGGAUAUUUGGAUGACGCUGAUCGAGAAUUCUACGUCACAUUGCUUCUUCAAACAGCAGAUGAUAUAGAUCGUGGAGCACAUCUGUUGUAUAUUAUGUCCAAAACUUAUUAUGAUGUUAGUGCUAAAUAUAUGAUGAAUCAAAUUGCUGGAAUUUCAGGACUUUUGGUCACUCAAACAAAUGAGGAACGUGAAAAUCGAAUGAAACAAAUUGCUCAAGAAACACUUUCAACAUCGGCAAAAGUGUCUCGUAUGGCAUUAGAACGGCGGCAACAAUAUGAACAACGAAAUAAAGAGCGACAGGAUGUUUAUCAACAAUUUAUUCAAGAAGCUAGUUUGAACGAAUUUCAAUCAUCCAUCGGAAAAUAG